AUGGCUUAUUCUAACAUUGAAUCUUCAUCACUGGAAGAUGUGAUUGAGAUUGGAUUUAUGUACAUUGGGGGUUCUAUGUUCCCUUAUUCCUUCAUGUGCAGAGUUUACCAGAGAGAAUACAGACAUCUCCUGGCUUUUAUCUUUGCUAUUGAUGAGAUAAACAGCAGUCCAGAUAUUCUGCCCAAUGUGACUCUGGGAUAUCAUGUGUAUGAUUCUUGUGGAAAUGUGAAUAAAGCUACAAAAGAUGUUCUGCAAAUCUUGUCUGGACAUUCCAAGACAGUUCCAAAUUAUUCCUGUAUGAUUAGUUAUGGAGCUAGAGAUACUUUACUAAGUGACAGAAAGAUGUUUCCAAACCUUUUCCGGACAGUUCCAGAUAAUGAGAUGCAAUAUGUGGCCAUAGUGAAGUUACUGAAAAGGUUGAAGUGGAACUGGGUUGGGAUCAUUACAUCUGAUGAUGAAUAUGGAGAGAGGGAGAUCCAACAACUCAGCAAACAGUUAACUAAUCAUGGAAUUUGUAUUGAAUUUAGGAUCAUGCACGGAUUUAUGAAGGACCUUUCUUGUCAGAUCAACCUACUAAAAUUCUAUGAAGAGCUGAUAGAUCGUAAUAGAGGAAGGCCAGAGGAUGUGGUGUACCGGGAUUUUGCAAAAGCUUUGACACGGCCCCAAGAGGUCGAUGUUCUGCAGAAUGUCAUCCAGGGUUUAGAAAAGCUUGAAAACUGCCAGAUGUGUCCUGAAGAUCAAUGGCCUAAUGAGGCUAGAAAUAUUUGUGUUGCCAAAUGUUAUGAGUAUUUGUCAUAUGAGAAGGAUAUUGUGGUUGUAUUUUUUUCUGCAUCUUCAGUCGUAUGUUCCACUGCAUCUCUCUGUAUACUUGGAAUAUUUUUUUGGUUUCGGAGCACUCCUAUAGUCAGAGCCAAUAACAGGAACCUCAGCUUCAUUCUGCUCUUCUCUCUCAUGCUGAGUUUCCUUUCUGUGUUCCUGUUCCUUGGACAUCCGGUGAAUGUAACUUGUAUGCUGCAACAAGUCUUCUUUGGAAUUGUCUUCACAGUCUCCCUGUCUUCUAUCCUAGCCAAAACCAUCAUGGUUUUCAUUGCUUUUAAAGCCACCAGACCUGAAAGCUCCUGUAGGAAAUGGGUGGGAAUCAAACUUCCCAAUACAGUCCUGUUGUUCUGCUCAUUAAUUCAGGUUAUGAUUGGUGUUUUCUGGAUGUCCAUCUCUCCACCAUUUCAAGAGUAUGACAUGCACUCUUCUGCUGGGAAGAUCAUCAUUCAGUGUAAUGAAGGGUCAGUUAUCGGGUUCUACUGUUUGUUGGGAUAUAUGGGGCUUCUGGCAGCUGUGAGUUUUGUUCUGGCUUUCAUGGUUAGGACAUUACCAGACAGUUUUAAUGAGGCCAAGUACAUCACCUUCAGCAUGCUGGUAUUCUGCAGUGUCUGGAUUGCCAUGAUCCCGGCCUAUCUGAGCACCAGAGGAAAGUACACAGUAGCUGUGGAGAUAUUCGCCAUACUGACCUCCAGUGCUGGAAUAUUAGUCUGUAUAUUUUUUCCAAAAUUGUAUAUUCUACUUUUUAAACCUGAGCUGAACACAAGAAAAUCCAUCAUGGCAGGAAGAAUGAUGUAA
Messenger RNA from Nanorana parkeri, 1614 nucleotides. RefSeq names its product vomeronasal type-2 receptor 26-like. The record is from RefSeq and is a predicted model, not a curated record. Gene Ontology annotation, biological process: G protein-coupled receptor signaling pathway. The transcript is spliced from 6 exons. Lineage: Eukaryota; Metazoa; Chordata; Amphibia; Anura; Dicroglossidae. Gene Ontology annotation, molecular function: G protein-coupled receptor activity. Gene Ontology annotation, cellular component: membrane. The coding region runs from base 1 to 1614 and encodes 537 amino acids.